Molecule: messenger RNA, 192 nt
Organism: Strongylus vulgaris
Lineage: Eukaryota; Metazoa; Nematoda; Chromadorea; Rhabditida; Strongylidae
Source: the annotation of a GenBank genome assembly
AUGUUUUUAAGCUCUCCUUUGCUCAAGGAAAGUGCUUUAGCAAGGGGGAAAUCCGUUUAUCCAAAAGUUACUGUGUUUUCCGAAAUCCUACCACUCGCAUCGAAGAACCACAGUAAUGCAAAGAGGGGAAGGCCAGCAGCGUCAUCCUGUACACAAGAGCUUCAGGCUCUUUUUUCAUGUUUGAAAAAAUGG